GCCGUGCUGCCCAAGAUGCGCAGGUUAAGUAACAUGACCCACAUGCUCACCAUAGAGGAACGUUCCGAGAGUAAGAAAGACUAGACCGUCAUCGCACCCGCGAAAGUUAUAAAACUGAGAACCAGAGAGGGAAGACGAAUAAUCCCCUUUCAAGUUUCCUGAGCGUACUCUGUCAUCCGUGAAUCUAGGGUUUCUUUAAUGGGAUUUUGAAGCGUACUUGCUCUUUGAAAUAAAGAAAGCCUGAGAUUCGAACGAAGUUUCCCAUAGUUAUUUAAUCAGAGGUUUUGGUGGCUCUUCUUGUCUGCAUCAUGAUUUAUAGAGUGCGCUAACUAAUCUAAUUUCAUGGAGGAAGAAGAGGAGGAUAGGAUUCUGUUAAGCAGUUUAGGUGUAACAUCUGCCAAUCCUGAAGAUAUUGAACGUGGCAUAUUUACAGAGGUGAAAAAUGAUGUUGGAAAUGGGAGUGAAGCUGAAGAGAGCACUGAGGAACAACUUCUCCAAGAAGAAAAAGACAUUGGCCCAUCAUCUACUCGCCGAGCCAAACUUUAUAACAAAUUGCGGGCAGUAGAAGUUGAGAUCAAUGCUGUUGCAGCUAGUGUCGAACAUGCAAGGAAUGCCGCUAGUGUCUUAGAUAGUAUUGAUAAUGAGGAGAAAGAAGACUUUCAGGAUGAUGGAAAUGUUGUUCAGGCUUCUCCAAAUGGAUUAACCCUUCAUCGUGCCCUAGCUGCUGAUCGUCUGAACAGCCUCAAGAAAACAAAAGCUCAGCUCGAGAAACAACUUUCAGAGUUGGAUAAGAAUGACACUACAACAAGCAUUGCACAUGAUAAGUUGAUUCAUGAUCUGAUUAAGGAAGAUCCAAGACCUAAACGAAAGUUGAAAGAAGUCAAACACUCCAGUAAAGAUUCAAAGAAACGGCAAAAAACAGUUAUGUUCAGCGAGGAUGUUGACUUUGAUGCAGUGUUGGAUGCUGCUUCUGCCGGACUUGUUGAAACAGAAAGAGACAAGUUGGUCCGGAAGGGCAUUUUGACUCCUUUUCAUAAGCUUAAAGGAUUUGAACGUCGUCUUCAACCACCUGGACCAUCAGAUGCACAAAAUUUACCUCCAGAAGAAGAAAAUUCUCAGAACCUUGCUUUGGCUAGUGUUGCUAGAGUUGCUCAAUCAAUAUCAGAGGCAGUCCAAACUCGUCCAACAACCAAGCUGCUUGAUGCAAAAGAUUUACCUAAACUUGAUGCACCAACUCGUCCUUUUUACAGACUAAAAAAACCUUUGAAACUUUCCCCUGACACCAACUCAGAAAAGAACAAUGACAAGAGAAAGAAACAAAAGAGGCCUUUACCUGACAAGAAAUGGAGGAAGGUCAUUUCUCGUGAGGAAAAACUUUAUGAAGGAAGCGAAGAUGAUCAAAGGGAUAGCUUUGUAACUUCUGAUUAUGAGGAAGAAAAUCAAGAUGUUGAAGAUGAUGACAGAGAACCUCCUUCUGUCAUGCUUGAAGGAGGGUUGAAGAUCCCAGAAGCUAUUUUCAGCAAACUCUUUGACUAUCAAAAAGUGGGAGUGCAGUGGCUAUGGGAACUGCAUUGCCAAAGAGCAGGUGGAAUUAUUGGAGAUGAAAUGGGUCUUGGAAAGACCAUUCAGGUCAUAUCAUUCCUUGGAGCUUUGCAUUUCAGCAAGAUGUAUAAAUCCAGCAUUGUUAUCUGCCCUGUUACCCUCUUACAUCAGUGGAGGAGGGAAGUAAAGAAGUGGUACCCAAGCUUUCAUGUUGAAAUACUACAUGAUUCUGCUCAGGUUCCUAUUAAGAAAAAGAAACGGGUGAAUUCUGAUAAAACUGAUGAAGCAAGCGAAGGCUCACCUGACAGUGAUAAUGAGAUGCCUCUGCUAACUAAAUCUACCAAAAAGUGGGAUUUCUUGAUAGAACGUGUUUUGGGGUCAGAAUCUGGAUUGCUCAUUACCACUUAUGAACAGCUCCGACUGCUUGGGGAAAAACUGCUUGAUGUGGAAUGGGGUUAUGCAGUACUUGAUGAAGGACAUCGGAUCCGGAACCCAAAUGCAGAGAUUACUCUAGUUUGCAAACAGCUGCAAACAGUGCAUCGUAUAAUAAUGACAGGUGCACCAAUCCAGAACAAGUUGGCAGAGCUGUGGUCAUUGUUUGAUUUUGUAUUUCCUGGAAAGUUGGGAGUCUUACCCGUAUUUGAGGCAGAAUUUGCAGUUCCCAUUUCAGUUGGUGGUUAUGCAAAUGCUACACCAUUACAGGUAUCCACAGCUUAUAGGUGUGCAGUUGUCCUACGUGACCUGAUCAUGCCUUACCUCCUCAGGCGUAUGAAAGUUGAUGUUAAUGCUCAUCUUCCAAAGAAAACUGAGCAUGUUCUCUUUUGUAGCCUCACUGCAGAGCAGCGAUCUGUAUACCGGGCAUUUCUUGCAAGUUCUGAGGUUGAACAAAUUUUUGAUGGCAGUAGGAAUUCUCUGUAUGGAAUUGAUGUCAUGCGCAAGAUUUGCAACCAUCCUGAUCUGCUUGAGAGAGAGCAUUCAUCCCGCAAUCCGGAUUAUGGCAAUCCAGAGCGCAGUGGAAAAAUGAAAGUUGUAUCCCAAGUGCUUAAAGUCUGGAAGGACCAGGGUCACCGCGUUCUACUUUUUACCCAGACCCAGCAAAUGCUUGACAUUCUUGAGAAUUUCUUGAUUUCUGGUGGCUAUAGCUACCGUCGAAUGGAUGGGCUUACUCCUGUGAAACAGAGGAUGGCCUUGAUAGAUGAAUUCAAUAACUCAAAUGAUGUAUUUAUAUUCAUUUUAACAACUAAAGUUGGUGGUUUGGGAACAAAUCUGACUGGUGCUAACAGGGUUAUCAUAUUUGAUCCUGAUUGGAACCCUUCUACAGACAUGCAGGCAAGAGAACGAGCUUGGCGGAUUGGGCAGACGAAAGAUGUAACAGUCUAUAGAUUGAUUACUCGUGGAACCAUAGAGGAAAAGGUAUAUCAUAGGCAGAUUUACAAACAUUUUUUGACCAAUAAGAUACUGAAGAACCCACAGCAGAGAAGGUUCUUCAAAGCAAGAGAUAUGAAGGAUUUAUUUACUUUGCAAGAUCACGAGGAGAAUGGUACCACUGAAACAUCCAAUAUUUUUAGUCAAUUAUCUGGGGAUGUAAAUAUUCUUGGCAUUCAUAAAGAUAAUCAGGAUAAACAGAGAACUCCCAAUGCAGCAGAAGCUUUUACUGAUGAUGCUGCAGUUGACAGAGCAAACAACUCGGCAAAUGGACCAUCCCCAAGAAAAGGGAAAGAAAAAAUUGAUCAAAGUGAUGGUGAAGUAGAUGAAGAAACAAGUGUGCUGAGGAGUCUUUUUGAUGCUCAUGGGAUACAUAGUGCUGUGAACCAUGAUGUGAUAAUGAAUGCCAAUGAUGAGGAGAAGAUGAGGCUUGAAGAGAAAGCUUCCCAAGUUGCACAAAGGGCAGCUGAAGCUCUACGUAAAUCAAGGAUGCUCCGGAGUAAAGACAGUAUAUCAGUUCCAACAUGGACUGGGAGAUCAGGUGCUGCUGGUGGCCCACCAGAAGCCCGCAAGAGGUUUGGCUCAACCUUGAACUCCCAAUUGGUCAACUCCAGAUCUUCAGAAGGGACUUCUGGCAGUGGGGAAAGCAGGAUAAAUGGUUUUGCAGCUGGAUCAUCUGCAGGUAAGGCUUUAUCUUCAGCUGAUCUACUGGCUAAGAUCCGAGGAAAUCAAGAAAAAGCAGUCAGUGAUGGUCUGGAACAUCAGUUUGGUUUGGUCUCUGGUUCUAGUAACAACACACAGCAUCUGUCAGAUAGUGGGCCUUCUAGUUCUAGACCUUCUAGCAAGCUUGCUGCAGUACAACCUGAGAUAUUGAUCCGCCAGAUAUGUACAUUUAUACAGCAAAGAGGUGGAAGUACCACUUCAUCCAGUAUAGUAGAGCAUUUCAAGGACAGGAUACCCUACAAGGAUCUAGCCCUAUUUAAGAAUCUUUUAAAGGAAAUAGCUACAUUAGAGAAAAAUCCAAAUGGAUCUUCGUGGGUUCUAAAGCCAGAAUAUCAACAAUGAUCUUUCUAAUUGGGGUUCUUUGGUUCAUAAAUGCUGAUUCCAUCAGCUUAUGCAUGAAAAUAAUGGAUCUACUCGAGUAUUCCUUUCUGUUCCCACAUUCAUGCAAUUGGAUGAGAUGUUCCCUCCUUGUAAGUUCAGUUUUGCAGUGCUGUUAAUGGUUGGGUAGCUCUUUUAGGAUUGGAUCCAGUCUGAAAGUCUGGGAAGUUAUCCUGGAAAAGGUCUUUCUGUAAUUUUUUUUGGGGUGCAGAAAUGGCUCAUCUACUAUUAUUUUAGCCAUUGCACCUGCUUAUUUUGAAAUACUGAACAUAGAUACUUUAGUCUUACUGCUGUAUAGUGUUGAAUGUUCUUCAGGUUUCUAAUUUUGAGUUAAUGAGGUACUUAAAAUUUGGCCA
Molecule: messenger RNA, 4424 nt
Organism: Nelumbo nucifera (sacred lotus)
Lineage: Eukaryota; Viridiplantae; Streptophyta; Magnoliopsida; Proteales; Nelumbonaceae
Gene: CHR8
Product: chromatin remodeling 8
Biological process (GO): transcription-coupled nucleotide-excision repair
Cellular component (GO): nucleus
Molecular function (GO): ATP binding; ATP-dependent activity, acting on DNA
Source: RefSeq, a predicted model, not a curated record